CCCAUUUGUUGGCUAAAAUUUGUAAAAUUCAUAUUUUGGGGUUCCCUCAUUUGUUGGCCAAAAUUUGUAAAUUUCAUUUUUUGAGGAUAUGGGGUCGUAUUUUGAUAGAUGGGAGAAAGAUCCAUUCUUUUUUGCUGCAGAAGAGGUUCAAGAAUCUGCUGACAGGAUGGAAUCAACUUAUAGAACAUGGAUUCAUGCGUUGAAGGAUACCUCUGGUCGUUGGGAUUCCGAUGAGCUAUGCAGAGACCUAAGGACUACCCUUGGCACUGCUAAAUGGCAGUUGGAGGAAUUUGAACGGGCAGUUAGUUCGAGCUACAAUAAUACUUCUUCAACUGAUGAUGCUAAAGAAAGGCAUGGUGAAUUUGUUACUGCAAUCGACAAUCAGAUUAAGAAAGUAGAGAAGAGUCUAAAUGAAUCAGCUUUUUCACAAGGCAAUCAAUGGGUGCGCUUGGACGAGAGGGAGCUCGAUGAACUAGCUGUUUUUCUCUCAGGACCGUCGGCCUCUUCUUCGUUUUCGGACAAAUCCUCUGUAAAAGUUGACGAAGAGGAUUGUAAGCAACGAAUGCCAGAGUAUUCAAAGAGUUCGUCUAACUUAGUGGACGGGAGUCAAGUUGAGACCACCAAGGAUGAGAAGUUUCCAAACCACCGGAAGACAGCAAGUGAUUUUGCUGAUAUUGAUGCUUGGAAGAUUUCUGUUGCUGAUGACAUUUACGGAAAACAACCUGCACCAUGCCCUCGCAAGAUACCCAGUAUCCAAGGGCUGUUGAAUUGCAUGGAAUCUGCAAAGUUGAAGUUGUCAAAGAAUGGUUACAGGAAGUUGAAGUUCAACCCUGUUGAUCAUCAACAAGCUGAUUGUACAUUGCCGCAGUCUCAGCCAUUGACUAGGGGCAUCAACACAUGUUGUGAGAGGAGUAAGAGUUGCCUUGAUUCUUGUGAUGAAAGUUAUGAGAAGCAACUCUAUGGUUGGUAUGGAGCAGUACAACGACAGCUGCAGAGGUCUCAGUAUUAUGUGAAAUAUAAUCGACUUGUUCAAAUGGUUUCUUCUGUGGUUCUUCUAAUUUUCUUCAUUGUUUUAUUGGCGUUCCAUAUUUGAGUGACGAGCCUCUGUUCCUGCAAACGAAGAAGCUUGCAGGGUUUGAAAGAUCAACGCACAACUGCCUAUCAACUGUAUCUUAUACAGGCAUGUGAUUUUGUUGGAGUCAUAUGAAGCUGGAACUGAUUGCACUAGAAUAGUGUCUGUAAUACCUUAACCUCUAUCCUGCCAAUAUAAGUGCCACUAGGGGUAGCUAAAUACUGUUGUACUAUAAGAUGAAUCUUAUGGAUUGCAGGUAAUGUUGUUCCAAAUCUGCAUCCAACAGAAAUGAACCAUUUCAGCUCUAUUUGACCCUCUAAAUCUUGUAUAGUGUGCUAUAGUUCAUUGUUUGGAUGUGAGUCUAAGCGGCCGCUUCUUCUUCC
Molecule: messenger RNA, 1455 nt
Organism: Lycium ferocissimum
Lineage: Eukaryota; Viridiplantae; Streptophyta; Magnoliopsida; Solanales; Solanaceae
Exons: 5
Coding region: 89-1093 (334 amino acids)
Biological process (GO): Golgi vesicle transport
Cellular component (GO): membrane
Source: RefSeq, a predicted model, not a curated record